CAGAAGUUUAUAACGCCAAUACAGCUACAAUUGUUACGAAAAUCGUUUGAUUGACAUUUAAAUCAUACAAGAACCAAACUUCACCGAUCCACUUUCCCUGUCAUUGUCUUACGAGAAGUUACACUGGUUAAUUCAAAGUACAAUCACCAACUUAAAGAUAUAAUAUAAAGAUAGCAUGGCUGAUAGAUAUUCAUUCUCAUUAACCACAUUUUCACCAAGUGGGAAAUUAGUUCAGAUUGAAUAUGCAUUGAAUGCGGUUAAACAAGGUGUUACCACCAUUGGGAUAAAGUCAGCUAAUGGUGUUGUUAUUGCUACUGAACGUAAAGCCAACUCCAAUCUUCUUAAAUCAAACUCACACACCAAAGUUGAAUUAAUUACCCCUGAUAUUGGUAUGUCAUAUUCAGGAAUGGGUCCUGAUUUCCGAGUUCUUGUUGAUAAAGCAAGAAAGAUAGCACAUACCAAUUAUAAAAGAAUCUAUAAUGAAUAUCCACCAGUUAAGAUCAUGGUACAAGAAUUAGCCAUGAUAAUGCAAGAAUCCACCCAAUCGGGUGGUAUUAGACCUUUUGGUGUUUCCUUAUUAGUAGGUGGUUAUGAUCACCAUUCACAGUCUUUUCAAUUAUAUCAAGUUGAUCCAUCAGGAAGUUAUUUCCCAUGGAAAGCAACUGCAAUUGGUAAGACCUCAGUCACUGCAAAAACCUUUUUAGAGAAAAGAUGGAAUGAAAACUUGGAAUUAGAAGAUGCCAUUCAUGUUUCUCUUUUAGCUUUGAAAGAAUCAGUCGAUGGUGAAUUAACGGGGGAAAACUUAGAUAUUGCAGUUGUCAGUGAUCCACAAGAACACUUAUUAGGAUUCAAAGGUACUAGUGUUGAAGGCCCAAGAUAUAAAAAAUUAAGCGUGGAAGAAAUUAACGAUAGAUUAGAUGCCUUGUGAUCAGUCCUGAAAUUAAAAAAAAAGGCUUAAGUCAAACUUUUCUUCUUAUGGCGGUUCCUCGUGCCAGUUUGAAGAUCAUUAGAAAUACCUUAAGUAGUUACAUCAUGUU
Messenger RNA from Hyphopichia burtonii NRRL Y-1933, 1037 nucleotides. It is a transcript of the gene PRE8, whose product is annotated as proteasome core particle subunit alpha 2. Bases 176 to 928 code for a protein of 250 amino acids. NCBI's taxonomy places the organism in Eukaryota, Fungi, Ascomycota, Pichiomycetes, Serinales, Debaryomycetaceae. Gene Ontology annotation, biological process: ubiquitin-dependent protein catabolic process. The record is from RefSeq and is a predicted model, not a curated record. Gene Ontology annotation, cellular component: proteasome core complex, alpha-subunit complex; proteasome core complex. The transcript is spliced from 2 exons.